Molecule: messenger RNA, 1320 nt
Organism: Hevea brasiliensis (rubber tree)
Lineage: Eukaryota; Viridiplantae; Streptophyta; Magnoliopsida; Malpighiales; Euphorbiaceae
Product: G-type lectin S-receptor-like serine/threonine-protein kinase RKS1
Exons: 1
Coding region: 1-1320 (439 amino acids)
Biological process (GO): recognition of pollen
Source: RefSeq, a predicted model, not a curated record
AUGGAUUUUCCAAAGUUGUUCCUGCAUUCUUCUCUUCUAGUCCUCCAUUUCGCAUUUUCUUCUUCCAAAGACACCAUAACUAUAAACCAAACCAUUCAUGAUGGUGACUUUCUGAUCUCUAGAGAAAAUAAUUUUGCAUUGGGAUUCUUUAGCCCCGGAAGUUUCAGGUUUAGAUAUCUUGGAAUCUGGUACCAUAAAGUCCGAGAGCAAACUGUGGUGUGGGUAGCAAAUAGGGAUGAUCCAAUCAAUGGUUCCUUGGGAGUUCUAUCAAUUGACCAAUAUGGAAAUCUCGUUCUCCAUGGCUACCAUAACCAGAAAGUUCCUAUAUGGUCUACAAAUGUCUCAGCAGAGGUUACAGAUACUUGUGUAGCUCAGCUCUUGGAUACAGGAAAUUUGAUUUUGGUCCACGAUGGAAGUAAAAGUACUGUGUGGGAAAGCUUUGAUCAUCCUACGGAUACUGUGCUGCCAGGAAUGAAAUUUUGGUUGGACCGAAGGACAGGCAUGAGCCGGUUCCUGAUAUCUUGGAGAUCAGCAGAUGACCCCGGAACUGGAAACUUCUCACUUCAGAUGAACCCAAAAGGAUCACCACAGGUCUUUAUCUACUGGGGUAUAAAAUAUAUUUGGCGAGGCGUUCCUUGGCCCUUGAAAAGUUAUGCAGAUACAUUCAAUUUUAGUUCUGUCAAUAAUCAAAAUGAGACAUAUAUGACCUACUCUAUUUCUGAUGCUUCUGUUAUCGCAAGGGCAAUGUUGGACUAUUCAGGACUAGUUAAGAAUCUAAUUUGGCAUGAAAAAGAUGGCAAAUGGAAUGAAUUCUGGUCGGUACCAAAAUCUCCGUGUGAUCCAUAUGGGCGUUGUGGUACCUAUGGAAUAUGUGAUCCUCACUUUUCUAGUCGAAGAUUUGAAUGUGAUUGUUUACCGGGGUAUGAACCCAAGUCCCCAAGGGAAUGGAAUAUUCUAAAAGAUGCAUCAGGCGGUUGUGUCAGGAAGCGGCUAGAGUCUACCUCAUUAUGUGGCCAUGGAGACGGAUUUGUGAAAGUGGCGAAUGUUAAAGUACCUGACACUUCAGCAGCAGUUUGGGUGAGCACGAAUAUGAGUCCAGGGGACUGUGAAAAGAAUUGCAUGAGGAAUUGUUCAUGCUCUGCAUAUGCAAGCUUAGAUAUUGCGGGGAAGGAGACUGGCUGUUUGACAUGGUAUGGCAAAUUGAUGGACACUCUGCACAAUGGGGUAGAGGAAUAUGAUAUUUAUGUUCGUGUUGAUGCAGUCGAAUUAGGUAAUGUAUUUUUGCCUUCGACAAAUUUUGAACAAAACCAAUGUGUAUAA